Molecule: messenger RNA, 879 nt
Organism: Penicillium alfredii
Lineage: Eukaryota; Fungi; Ascomycota; Eurotiomycetes; Eurotiales; Aspergillaceae
Exons: 2
Coding region: 1-879 (292 amino acids)
Source: RefSeq, a predicted model, not a curated record
AUGUGGUUCAAGUUGUGGGGCAGUCUUGCUAUGCUUCUGGCCGGUCCGGUGGCCGCUGUGAGCCAAAUAUCCGACGACGAGAUGGGCUCGCUGCUGGACGCCGGCAGCGUGGACCUCGCCGACCGAUACGCACCGGUGUGGUUCUUUGGCCAGGCCCGGGACCAGCCACCAUGCUAUCCUACCUGGGCGUUUGGCGGGUCGCCCAGUUCGCCAGACGUGUACGACAACGACCACAAGACGCCGGCAGCGGCUCAGUGUGACUACCCGGAUGUCGGGUGCAAGUGUCGCAACCCGGAUGUCGAUACUGGGAACCCGGGCCCGGCGUUUCCUGUGUACUACACGUACUCGCGCUGCAACGACAGCGACGUGCGCGUGGUGUACAACCUUUUCUAUGAGAAGGACGGCGCCGAGUUCGUUGGCAUCGAUACGGGUCAUGACUACGACUGGGAGCGUGUUAUCAUUGUCCACUCGCGUGGUGACGACGACAAGUGGGAGCCUACAACCAUUCUGCUCUCGGCCCAUAGUGGCUACACCCGGCUCGCCUGGAGUGAUGUUCAAAACACCCUAACCACUGACCAGGUCCAUGCCGGCGACGUCAAAGAUCCCAAUGGUGUAAAGAACGAAGACCACCCCAAGGUGUAUGUUUCCUGGUCGAAACAUGCCAACUUCAACAAGCGCAGUACUGCCUUCACCGAUCCCGCCAGCCAGUCGCUGAACGACGCCUUCCGCAGUCAGGACUGGUGGUACUUUGUGGACCCGCAGUACUACAUUCGUGCCGACGAUAGCACCGACGCCGGCAAGGCAAUCGGCGACGCAAAUUGGGGCAGCGCCGAUAGCAACCCGCCUAAGGUGCAAUCGACAGUGUGCGAUGCGACGUAG